CCACCUUUUUGGCCGAAAAAUCCGAUCGUAUGGCUGAUGCAAGUUGAGGCCCAGUUCCGUCUCCGGCACAUCACCAGCCAGGAGACGCGGUAUCUUCACACCGUGUCCUCCUUGCCAGCCGACGUCGCCGAGGAGCUAGCCGACAUUCUGGCCAAUCCGGAUCCGGUCAGCCCCUUCGACCAACUGAAGGCCGCCAUUCUUGACCGCAAGACCGAGUCGGAGCGCAGCAGGCUUCAACAACUCCUUAACACCGAGGAGCUCGGUGACAGACGACCGUCCCAGUUUCUCCACCGAAUGCGACAGCUGCUGGGAACCCCGAACCAAGACCCCAACAACCACCUCCUGCUUGAGUUGUUUUUACAACGGCUCCCAUCGACCAUGGUUCCGGUUCUGACGGCCGCGGAAGACAUGUCGCUCGACAAGCUCGCUGCGCUUGCCGACCGCGUCGCCGACUACUCGGGGGCCGCUGGCAUCAGCGCUGUCGCCAAUAGAACGCCCGCAACAACAUCAGAAGACUUUAGACUGUCGCGCCUUGAGGACCGUAUCGAGGCCCUGAGUCGGCAGCUUGCCACCCUCGCACCCUUAUCACGACGUCGCCAACAACGGUCCCUCACCCGCCGGCACCCACGCUCUCACUCACGUUCGGUAGAGCGCACCACCUCCUCCAACAGCGGUGAGGUCGAUUCUGACUCGGGCAGGUGUUGGUACCACCGUACACAGUAA
Ixodes scapularis (black-legged tick) is the source of this 723-nucleotide messenger RNA. RefSeq lists its product as uncharacterized. NCBI's taxonomy places the organism in Eukaryota, Metazoa, Arthropoda, Arachnida, Ixodida, Ixodidae. The annotation marks the transcript as partial. The record is from RefSeq and is a predicted model, not a curated record. The transcript has a single exon.